Messenger RNA from Cotesia congregata, 7101 nucleotides. NCBI's taxonomy places the organism in Eukaryota, Metazoa, Arthropoda, Insecta, Hymenoptera, Braconidae. The record is from the annotation of a GenBank genome assembly.
AUGUUUUAUCAACAUAAUUAUGACGCAGUAUUUUACACUGGCAUAUCCAGUUCUAAAAAAGAAACUUUUGAGAAUAUUAAAAGUGAUAUUAUUAAAAAUGAUAAUUUUUUUAAUAAUGAUAAUAAUGAAAGUAAAGUGGAAAUAAAUGACGAUAAAAAUCUACUGAACUGUGAUGAUAAAAAAGAUAUUAAAACAGAAUUAAGUGAUACAAACCCGAUUGAAGACGAGGAAAAAUUACAAGCUGUAAUUGUGCAAUACUGUACUGAUGUGGAAUGGAAAAAACGAUUUAAAAAAAUUACAUUUUUACCUGUAGUGCCUUACAGUCAUCAUGACAUGCCGUGCUCGGUUGAUCCAAGGAGAAUCCGUCAGUGUAUGAAAGCGUGUUUUAGCUUGUUAUUAAAAACUUUACCGAAAUUUGAUGAGACUAUUGAUUGUGAUAAUUAUUAUUCUUUUUUAAAAUCACCGACUAAAGUUAUUAUUAAAAGUGUUGAAGAAAAGUUUUAUUGGAAAGACGAUAUUUUAGCUGAGAAUUUUUUAAUUAAUGAUUGUGCUUUCAGUCAUGAUGGGGGGUUAGUCAGAUCCAGUGACAAUAAAGAUGACGAGUCGGAUGAUGCGGAAUCCAUAGGAUCUUCUGAAGAAACAGAAGAUAGAUCUGAAAGUACAGAAGACUCAUCAAGUGAACAGGUAUCAGAAUCUUCAGAUGAAAUUGAUGCGUCUGAAGAUACAUCUCGAUCAGAAAAUUUAGAUAGAUCUGAUAAUAACUUACCUGAAUCCGUAGAAAAUAUAAAUGAUCGAGUUACUGUAGAUGAAUGUCCAGAAUUGUUAGAUGAAGCUGUAGGGCUAACGUCGCAUGUACCUUUUCAACCUAAAAAAUCUCUUAUUAAAUUGAAAAGUAAGCGAUUUAAUCAAAUUAGCGAUGAGAUAGUUAACGUUGAUGAUUCAUCAGUGAUUAAUGUACCUGAUGUAGAAAAUAUUGUUGAAUCUUUGAAUGAAUCACCAAAUUCUAAUUUAAAAAUAACAUUUAAAAAAUUACACGACGGGACAUGGCACAAUAAUAAUAAUAAUAAUAAUAAUAAUAAUAAUAAUAACAUAUCAAAUUUAAAUGAAACUGAGAUAAGAGAAGAAAAUUUAGCUAAAUUUGAACCAAAAGAAAUUAUGCCAUCGCAAAAAAUUCCAUCAACACAAGAAUCAAAUGGCAAGCGACGUAUAUCACGUAUUAAAAGCUCAAGACAUAAUCCAGAACAAGUUGAAAUAGAUGCUAAGCUUAAAAGAUUGAAAAGAAAGGUUAAAGUUGACAAUAAUAAAACAUACAUUGUAAAACCAAAAUCCUCAUCAACUAAUUUCACUAAAAAAAGGAUUCAAAAAACAAAAGAUAAGGAGACUAGAACUCAGAGUAAUGAUAAUCAAUCUCUAAAUCCUUGUAGACCAUUAAUAAUAGAAAAUCACACACCUUUUCAUACCGAUGUGAUAUAUUCAACUCCUCUCAAACAUGAUCCCGUUAUAAGAACAAAACACUUUGUCCGUAGAAGUAACAAACUUGAAGAUCAUUUUGGCAAGCCGGCAGAUGAGAACGAAAAGGAAGAAAAUGCUAGACUUAUUGCUGAAAGUGAACAAGCUGCACGGGUGAAAUACUCACGCAGAUCUGUAGAUUCUGGAAUUUCAGUGCGUGAUACAUCACCAGUGGAUUUGCCGACGCGUGAUCUUGAGGAAGACGAGGACGACGGGAUUGAGGAUUUUGAUAACUUUAAUAUGAAAUCUUAUCGAGGAAGUUCUUUAGAAAGAAGAGGGAGUUCGAGUCCGAGACAGUCGUUGAGUCAUAGGUGUGAGCAAUCUGAUAAGAAACAUUAUUCUUCACCUAGAUCUAAUGAAAAAUUGAGUAAAGAUAAGAGGAAUAAAAAUUCUGAGAGAUAUCGUUCGAAAGACAGCUCCAGAUCUCACAAAGAUUGUUCAAGAGAUAGAAGUUCUAGAGACAGUUCCAGAUCUGAUCGAAAUUGUUCCAGAGACAGUAGUGUAGUGUCUGAUAGAGAUCGAUCGAGAGAAAGGAGUUCUAGAUCUGAUAGAGAUCGUUCUAAAGAUAAAAGUUGUAGAUCUGAUAGAGAUUGUUCUAAGGAUAAAAGUUCCAGAUCUGAAUCUGAUAGAGAUCGUUCUAAAGAUAAAAGUUCUAGAUCUGAUAAGGAUCGUUCUAAAGAUAAUAGUUCCAGAUCUGAUAAAAAUCGUUCUAAAGAUAGAAAUUCUAGAUCUGAUAGAGAUCUACCAAGACCUUCAAACAGUAGAUCUGCUACAGAACACUCAGAAAAAGUUAUAAAACUUGGUAGAAGUUUAUCAGGAUCAGAACUAACAUCUAGAUCUAAGAAAGAUAGUCUCCUUGGAUGUGAUAGCUCAAAUAAUAUGGAUGAUGAAAUAAAAUAUCGUAUUGCUAAGCAAUUGGAAGGAAUGGCUCGCAAUGAAGUUAAUUACUUCAAAAAAAUCCAAAGCCGGAUUCGUAAACGUAGAAAUUCUCUACAAUCUGCUAGCAAGAACUCAGAAUUACAUUCUUCGACUAGUGAAGAAUGUAGUUCAUCUAAACAAAGAAGAACUUUAUCUAAAAACACUUCUGGCUGUCAAUCAAUUGAUAUUUCUCCAGAUUCUCCUGAAGAUGUCCAUAUAUCUAGCCCAGGUUUACCAUCUCUUUCACCUCUUCCGCAAGAUAUGAACACUGACGUACAAAUUGGCUCGGAAGAAAUGGUAAAAGAUAAUAGUGAUGUGUUAAGUUUGCCGGUUAUUGUUUCGUUUGAAGAACCUUUAAUUGAUGUUAACACUGAUCAAGUAUCUUUACCUACUUGUGAUAAUUUUUCAGUCGGUACAAAUAUUAUUAAUAUAAACUCAAACGAUUUACCUGAAAGUAAUAUUAUGGAUGAUAUUAUUGAUAUUAUUAGCAAAGAUUCUGAGGAAGAUAAAUUAAAAUCUAGCAAUUUAUUUAUUAAUCAGCUAGAAUUAUGUUCCAAGUUACCUUCAGAAUCACCGGGACAAUUGGAAGUAUUAAAUCCAUCUGUCCAAACAAAAUCAUUGGUAGCAACAGUGCCGUCAGAGUCAUCAUUAAACCUUCCAGCAUCUAGUGAAGAAAUAAAAAUUGAACCUGAAAGUGAGACUCAUCAACCAACUGAUGAAUCAAAUUCAAAUGAAUUGACUCUCAAUGAUUCCAACAGGCCUGUUAAUAUUAAAAAGGAACCCUAUGAUUUUCCGGAAGAUGUAGAGUGUAUUACGAUAGAAGAUGAUUUAGUAGCAAUUAGAGAAGAACCAGUGGAAGAAAGUCAAUUAAUAGACAAUAUUAACUCCUUUAAUAUUAGUUCUCCUUCAACUUCUUCAGGAUUUAUUCGCGCAAUUCGGCCUACAGAACUUGGCGCUAGAUCGGAUUGUUUUACACCAGCGCCAGCAGUGAUACAAGAUAGUCUGGAAACUUUCCAAGUAUCUCAACAGAAUAUACCGAAUACUCAGAAAGGUACGUUGGGGGUGUCUUUCCAACAGUCUCAAUAUCUGCGUGGAAGUCACAAUCUUCCACCACAAGUUUCAAUUCCACGUAGAGGCCGUGUUAAUAAGCGACAAACUAAAAGUAAUGUUAAUUGUAAUACUUUAGCUAAUUCUUCUGAGUUGUGUGCUCGUUUGCUUUGCAAUGCUAAUCAAUUUGAUCAUUCAUCUCCAUCAUCUUCAUCAUCAUCUUCAAUACCAGCUACAACGGCAACAAUAUCAACAGUUACAGCGAAAACAGUAACACCACCAGCAAUCAUACCAACAUCUGUUAGUACACAAGGUAGUAUACAAUUAACGAUUGAAGAAAUAUUAUUGCUUGAACAAUAUCUUGUCGGAGAUAUAGAAGCUAAGUUGUUGUCAAUUCUCAAAAGUAUUGACACAACAAUUAAGUGCUAUGAAUAUUUACGUAACACGCUACUAGAUAAUGCAAGUCGACAAAAGGGGCGAAGAAGUUUUACCCAGUGUGUUGACGCGGUGUUUGAGUUAAUGAGCCAGUUAGAUUUAAAAAUGAAACAGCCCAGCGAACGUGACUCUGCAAGUAAGCUACUUUUUGCUUAUAGCAAAAAAAUUGAGAGUCCAAUAAAUUUAAAUAUAAUGAACACAAUUAAGUGUUGGUAUUCUCAAGUGAUUGAUGAAAUAAAAUUACAUGAUGCUCAAGAGCCGAUACAAUCUGAAUCAUCAGCAACUACUUGUCCAUCGGUACCCCCUAGACAACAAUAUCAAAAUCAACCACUACAACUUCAAAAUCAACAAGACUACGCUGUUUUAAAAGGAGCGCUUGCCAGUCCUACGGUUCAUUCUCAACCAGCCAAAAAUCUACCACCACCGCAAUAUCCAAUGAAAAACGCCGUAUAUCAAAUAACCCAUCCAUUUGAUGAUUCAGCAACCAAUGCCCCGCCAAAUUACAUCGUGGGUGUCAAUUCUAUAACCAAGCAAGUCCGGAUGGCCCCCAAUAAUUCAGCUGCUGGUGCUACAAGUAGUAACUUACCAUCAUAUCAAUCUGCAGUUGCUGCUAAUACUUUAAAAUAUCCAUCAUCUCACUACCAAGCACCAGUUCCAAUUAAUACCGCGAGAUAUCCAUCAGCAGAAGUGUCUUCUCACUCUCCAUCAUCAGGAAAGCUUCCAGUUUCAUCUCAAAAUUCAGCUUUAGUUCACACACAAUCUAAUCAAGUGCAUCCGCUGAUACAGAAUCAAGUACCAGGCCAAUCACAAUCUUCUCAGCAAGUACCAGCUCAAUAUCAAUCACAAAUGCCGAAUCAAGCGUUGCAGUUACCACAACACCCAAUGGUACCUCUAAUGCAAAUAACAAAUCCUAAUUCAGUGCAAAAUAUGGCUCGGACUCAAGCGGCAAUGUAUUCUGUGAAUCAUCAAGUCAUUAAUAAUUCAAAUUAUCAGAAUAUUACUUCAGAAAUGAGCCAUCAAACUUACUCCAGCCAAAAUAAUCAGUAUUUUUCUCUCCAACAUCAUAACACUCAUGCUAAACAGCCGAGUGCGGUAAAUUCACAAAAUAUUAAUUUAUUCCAUCAAAUGACAGCUGCACCAGCACCCAGUAUGUCAUUAUCGCAAAAUGUCCAAGCUAUUCAUGCCAAUGUGAAUCAAUAUCAAGUGAGUCAGCCGUCUGUUACUGUUAGUCAAAGUGCAACAGCCGCAACAGCAACGCACACUGCAGUGAAUCAAGCUCCGACAUUUUCAAACACAAAUACUAAUUUGACUGAACAAACUAGUGCUGUUAAUUUGAGUAAAAAUUCAGGAAAUGAAGUUCAAGUUGUAACUCAGGUUAGAACUCAAGCGACAACUUAUGAUCGACAAGUCUCGGUAAUUCAGUCUCAAGCUAGUGAUAAUCAGACUACGAUUAGAACACAAACUUCUGCUGUUAGUAAUCAAGUUCCAGUGGUUAAUAAUCAAGUUCCGGUGGUUAAUAAUCAAGUUCCAGUGAUUAAUAACAUUUCUAUUGUUGAUAGUCAAGUUAAUGUUAACUCACAAGCACCAGCUUUGUUUCAAAGCCAAACUUUGACCAUACAAAGUCAAUCUACAGUUAUUGAUAAUCCGCCGCUAGCUCAAAAUAAUAUUCUAACUAAUAAUGUUAUUAUAAAUAAUGAAACACAAGUUGCGAAUAAUAAACCUAAUAGUGGAGAACAGAUAGACAGGCCUGUAUUUAUUUGGUGCAUUGCGCUGGCUCAAAUUGAUAAUUCAACUGCUCAAAAUUCACCAAGUAAUAAUAAUACAGCUUCUAUAACUGAAGAUUCUGUAAAAAAUACACCUUUAGUGAAUGAAAGUAACAAUUUAAAUAAACAGGCUGAAAAUUCGAGUUUAAACGCUAAUAAUUUACCUGAAAUUUGUGAAGAAAUGAAUGUAAAUGAUGAAGAAUCAGCUUCAAAUGCUGUCACAAAAUCAUCUGAAGAUAAUCUGAGUUUGGUAAAUAAAAUUCCUGAUGUACCGACAGCUGCAGUACCGACUAAUAGUAAAGAAAAAUCUUAUGAAAGAUUGCCGUUGAAGAAACGGUUGAAUCAGGACUAUAAUACUCAACAAUGUUCACCUACAAAAAAAUCCAGGGAUCGGGUAGAAGUUAAUAAAGUGAUUUUUAAUUAUGGAUCUGAAGCUAUGGCUAUUGAUUCAACGGAAAAUAAUUCUGCAGAUAAAGAAGAUUUAAUAAAAAGUAGUGAAGAUAUAUGUAGCAGUGUUUUAAAAGAUAAAAGUUCUAAAGAAGAAAAAGUUCUUGAUCAUCAGCCGGUAGUAUUGAAUAUAAUUCCAGAAAAUGAGCUUGUUUUAUUGUCUGGGUCAGAUGAAGACACUAAUAAUGAAAGUAGAGAAGAAAUGGCGACUAAUAUUGAUCAGAUAGAAAAAUUGGUUGUUGAUUUUAUUCAAAAUAAAGAAGAAAUGUUGUUGGGUAAUCAAGAAAUAUUAGAUAUUGAAGCUAAUAAGGUUGAUAAGGGUAAAAAUCAACAAUCUGAUUUAUUGCAACAAGAACUGGAUGUAGAAAAUGAAGUGUCUAGUUCAACGGAAAUAAAUACAGUGAAUAAAACAAGUUUAGAAGUAACUAAAAAGGUUGAUGCGGAAACUGAUGUCUCAACAAGUUUUGAUGAUAAAAGUUGCAAGUCGAAGCAAAUAGAAUUAGUGACGCUUGAUAGCGAUGAAGAAAGUGAUGAUGAAGCUAACAUUGAAACAGAAGUUGAAGAUAAUGAUGAAGAUGAUAAUGGUAAUGAUGAUAGUGAUAAUAAAUCUCACUCUACUGUUCCGGCUACGCCACUCAAAACUGACCCGGAAGAAGAAAUAGGAGAAGAAAUGGAGGUAGAACAAUUUAAGUACACCCAGUCGUCAAUUGAUGAAGAAAUAGACUGCGUUGCUAUUGCUAAUAAUUCUUCAGUGGUUGAAAAGCCGGCUGAGGAUAAUAAUAAAGAUGAUGAUGUUGAUAAUCAAGAAAGUUCUAUUCCGCUUAUCAUGGGAGUCUGCAGCAUCACUGAAGAUGCUUUUGAGACUAUUGAUAAAUCUGUGGCGCAAGUUAUGAUGGAGGAUAUAGUUGAUGUUACUGAUCAAGAAAAAAAUAGUGUCGCUUUGGACAAUGGAGAUAGUGAAGAUAUCAUUAAAUUGGAAUAA